Funneliformis caledonium is the source of this 227-nucleotide messenger RNA. Lineage: Eukaryota; Fungi; Glomeromycota; Glomeromycetes; Glomerales; Glomeraceae. The record is from the annotation of a GenBank genome assembly.
GUAAAGAAAUGCCAGAUGAGUACAUACAAAAAAUUACAAAUAUUUUUGAAUCUGCUAAUGCUGUAAUCACGGCCGCUAAUAAUGCUAAUGCAAACACUUUUGUUGAUGCUCAAAAAUGUGAUAUCUUAAAAUCUAAAAUGAGAGAUAAAUUUUCUCUAGUAUUAGCAAAUGAUCCCUAUACAGGUGGUAAUCCUACUAUUAAUUCACCUACUAUAUUUACAGUUUGA